Messenger RNA from Hyla sarda, 2165 nucleotides. RefSeq names its product junctional adhesion molecule 3 (gene JAM3). The record is from RefSeq and is a predicted model, not a curated record. The coding region runs from base 303 to 1169 and encodes 288 amino acids. The transcript is spliced from 11 exons. NCBI's taxonomy places the organism in Eukaryota, Metazoa, Chordata, Amphibia, Anura, Hylidae. Gene Ontology annotation, molecular function: protein heterodimerization activity; protein homodimerization activity. Gene Ontology annotation, biological process: cell adhesion; angiogenesis.
CGCUGAUUGGCUGCGGCCUGGAAUGGUGCCAGGUCAUUGGCUAUGGCUUAAAGGGUGGGCGGAGAUUGGAUGGGGAGGUAUCAGUCGCAGUCUACUUUCUUGAUCUCCGGUUUCAAGGAAUUUGUCCUUGUGUCGACCAUUGGGACCUACGCAACACCGCUUCGGGGGAAUUUGGGACUCUUGUGUCUUCUGGAGCUCCUGGAACCUAUGGAGCUGCAGGUAGAAUUCAGCCCCCAAAACUAAUUGUUCUGAAGCAUGAACUCCAAAAGCACAAGGAUGAGGCAUGUUCACUCCAAGGAACUAUGCAAGCUGGCUGCGCGGUCACGGCGGUUGAGUUAUAUUCUGCCAACACAAAUCCAGAGGUGCAAGAAUUUCAGAGAGUGGAGCUGUCAUGUAUAAUCAAAAACACAAACACAGACAACCCGCGCGUCGAGUGGAAGAAGAUGCGGAAUGAUGACGUCUCUUACGUUUACUUUGACAAAAUGAUUCAAGGAGACUUGAGAAAUCGGGCCGAGAUCAAGGGUGGGAUUUCCCUGGUGAUUUUCAAUGCCAGCCGCACAGACACCGGGAGGUAUCGCUGUGAAGUUGCUGCAGCUGAAGACCAGAAGAGGUUCGCAGAAAUCACUGUCAACCUAACAGUAACAGUGAAACCUGUGACACCUCAGUGUAGAGUACCCAAAGCUGUGCCUGUGGGCAAAACCGCUGUCCUCCAUUGCCAGGAAAACGAAGGAUACCCCAAUUCUGUAUAUCGCUGGUACCGGAACAGUGAAGCCCUGCCUGAUGACUCUAAAGCCAGCAUAAAGUUCCUAAACUCCUCCUUUACCCUCAACUCAAGUUCCGGGAUCUUGUUGUUUUCUGCUGUGAACAAAGGAGACAUGGGACAGUAUCACUGUAUAGCCAGCAAUUCUGCCGGUUCCGCGCGUUGCGAUGCACAGCUUCUAGAAGUUUAUGACUUGAAUAUUGGCGGCAUCGUUGGAGGAAUCCUGGUUGUGGUCGUGGUGCUGGCCCUCAUCACAGUUGGCAUAUGUUGUGCUUAUCGGAAAGGUUACUUUGCAAACAGCAGGCCCAGUGGUAAAAGUUACAAGAAUGCUUCAAAGACAGAUGGUGUAAACUACCUGCGGACAAGUGAUGAGGGCGAUUUCAGACACAAGUCUUCAUUUGUUAUUUGAAGAAUCUAUAUAUAUCUUAAAGCGUCUUUGGGAAAAGGCUCUGAAAAAUUGCACUGCAAAGGGUGAAGACCACGCAUCACUAUGAACCGUUUUCAGUUUUGCCAAAGCAUAACCUGUCUACCCUCAGCCGAAAACCACGACCUCGGCUUCCUAAGUGCGGGAAGAUGGAAAUGUGGAGACGGAUUGUUGAACUGUAAGAAGGUGGGGGCGCGGGGGGGGGGGGGGGGGUCUGGAUCCAAGUAUCAGUAUUAACACCAACACUGCCAAAUACUGAAACCUUCUAUUUUUUAAACCUGACAGAAAAUCAGACGACUGCGCUGGAGACUUUUCUAUUAAUUAACUUUUUUUUUUUUUUUAAAUCUGCAAAAGAGAGGCUUCUCUCGUUCUGUUUUUUAAAACUUUUUUUUUCUUCUUUUUAUCCAAAGCACAAAAGCUUCAGCACUGAACAAACCAUUUUAAAAGUGUUCUUUUUAACCUAUUUUGGGCAAGAGAUGAGAUGGAGAUUUUACUGCUCUUCUCUGAGAAAGGGUUUCGGGUCACUUGAUGUUUGUUUCUGAAUGUAAAUAAGUUUUCCUUCACUUAGACGAGUGCAGUUCAAGGAUUGAGUUCUUCUCGUACGCUGCAUUGUUUUUAGCCUUGAAUCUGAAGUGACUGAAGUAAUGUAUUGCACUCGGUGGUGUCAAGCUCUUCCGCCUCCGUUUCCAGCAUACAUGGGGUUGGUCCUCUAAAUGGGAUCGCUGGUUUUAAGAACUAUUUUAUAUACGUAUUAGUCAUGCAGUAUUUGGACAUAGCAAUUGUCAGUGUGUGGUGGACGCUCUGUACAUGUAUCUAACAUCCUACCGAAAACACAUUGUUGUGCUCAUCACAUCAGCAUUAUUGUUAUCUGCUCAUACUGUAAAACCGAGAAACUUUUUCUCCUUUCUUUGUACAAUACAGCUGUAUUAUUCUGUUUCACCUCACGGGUAUCUGAAAAAAAAUAUUUUUGCUUUGAAACCA